GGAACUCAAUGGAGAAGAGUGGGUCACAGUGAACACAACAAUUAGCACCUGGCUGUGCACGAAGGAGCCUGAGCGGCGGUUUAGCCAAUAUCAGGUCACUUUCAGCGCACCAAGUGGAUCAAGCUUCCCUCCCAUUCUCAAUGGGUAUGAGGUCUACGUGGCCAAUGAGCGCUCUCAACUAGCAACUGAUGCUGGAGAUGUUGCAGCACUUAUGGAUAUCAAAGAUAAACUCAGACUGACGAACAGGAGUUGGGCUGGAGACCCAUGCCUUCCAGAAGACUACCCAUGGGAUGCCUUGACCUGCAAUGAAGCACCAAACCGUCGAAUUAUUACACUGGAUCUCUCGGGCAGCGGAUUGAAUGGAGAAAUACCGGCUUCUAUAGCCAACCUCAAUGAGCUCACAUCACUAAACCUAUCAAACAAUUUGCUGACAGGUCCCAUACCAGAAAGGUUUGCUCAUCUGACCAAACUAAAGUCAUUGGAUUUGUCAAGAAACAAUUUAACAGGGCUGGUUCCAAGCACAUUAAUAGAUAAAAACGACAGUGGUGUACUUCUAUUAAGCAUUUUCCAAAAUCCCAGCCUUCUAAGACCCAAUGCCUCUGAACCAACUCAAAAAAAGAGCAAGAAGAAUGUGUUUAUGGCUGUGAUAUCUGUUAGUGCAACAAUGGUCUUGCUCUUUGCCUUUGCAUUUAUUCUGAUAAGGAAGAGAAGGAAAAUAAAUGGAACAAAGAUCUUAAGAAUGAGGAAAAGAAAAAAUUCAUCAAAUUCAGAUGGCGCUCGACCAUUUACACACUCUGAGAUUGUUAAAAUAACCAAUGACUAUGAAAAGGUCAUUGGUCAGGGAGGAUAUGGGACUGUCUUCUAUGGGCGCCUAGCUGAUGGCCGUGAAGUUGCUGUCAAGAUAUUGUCCAAAGAAUCACGACAAGGAGUCAAAGAAUUCUCUGCUGAGGUCAAACUGUUGAUGAGAGUUCAUCACAAGCAUUUGGCCUCCUUGAUAGGAUUCUCUGAGGAAGACAAAGAGAAGAUUCUUGUCUAUGAAUAUAUGCCUAAUGGAAAUCUAUAUUCGAUUCUGUCAGACAAGAGAAGCAACUCAAAAGUACUAAACUGGGAACAACGAAUUCAAAUAGCUCUCAGUGCUGCACAAGGAUUGGAGUACCUACAUUAUGGAUGCAAACCGCCAAUUGUUCACAGAGAUAUCAAGACAUCCAACAUCCUUUUAAAUGAGAAAUUCGAAGCCAAAUUAGCAGAUUUUGGGUUGUCCAGAUUCGGGCCAAAAGAAGGAGAUACUCAUAUAUCAACUACUGUUAUGGGCACACUGGGAUAUGUGGAUCCUGAGUAUUACAUUACCAACCAGCUAAAUGUGAAGAGUGAUGUUUAUAGCUUUGGGAUAGUUCUUUUAGAAAUUAUCUCAGGUCAGCCGGCAAUAAUUAAGGAGGAAGAAGCAAUUCAUAUAGUACAAUGGGUAACUCCCAAGGUUGUAAGAGGGGAUAUUGAAAGUGUGAUGGAUCCACAGUUGCAAGGCGAGUAUGACAUUAAUUCUGCAUGGAAAGCUGCAGAGAUAGCACUGGCAUGUACAUCGCAGUCUGCUAUGCAGAGGCCCACCAUGAGUGAUGUUAUCUGUGAAUUGAAGGGAUGCAUCGAGCUGGAGCGCUCCCAUCUCAAAAGGAGAAGCUCAAGAAAGGAAUCCUUCACAUCAAUCAGCAUGGAAUCAGCAAUCCUGUUUCAUCCUUCAACAAGGUAGUGAGCAUGGCAGUUUUAGACAUAAGACCAACCAUUGUAGUUAUUUAUUUGGAGCAGCAACGAAUAUAUACCAAUGCCAGAGUUCGCAAUUAAAUCAACAAAACUAAGAAAUGUUUUCAUCAACAUUUUUCUCUUAUGGUUGUUCCCAAUUAUGAGAAGCCACAACCAAUAUAUGCAUCUUGGACACCUCAUUUGAAAAGUCAACGUAGGACUUCUCAUA
This is a messenger RNA of Amborella trichopoda, 1960 nucleotides long. Lineage: Eukaryota; Viridiplantae; Streptophyta; Magnoliopsida; Amborellales; Amborellaceae. The record is from RefSeq and is a predicted model, not a curated record.